UCCCUGCACCUCACUGACAUGUUUAUCCCGCUUUUCUUAAACCAUGCGGGCUAAACGGAAGAUGUUUGACAGACCGAGCCUCUGUUGUCCGCGCACAGCAUCAGACACCAAGUGAAACCUUUCAGAGAGAGGCACCACGCAAGCGCGUAAAGGAGACAGAUUUGGACACCUGAUUUCGGCCUCUGGCGGUGCAGACAUACGGUGGAUUAUUAUCAGCAUGGACAAAUGGGGGAAAGAGGACAGAUCGCUGCGUUGACUCGCGGAGCAGCGCGCACAGUCUUGACGCUAUAGCGUUACGCAUUUAUUUCACUGAGAGUCGUUGUUUUUUCUUUCUUUCCUCCUUCUCUCGCCGCUGCGGCUCAACAUCAGAAUAAAAAGUCAUACAUCUGUGGAUAAGGAGGAGAGCGGGGUGUUGUCGGAGAGGGAUGAGAGGAGGAGGGGGCCACUAUGAGGUGUGCUUUUUUUGGGAAAAGCCGGAGAGAGAAGACGGACGCCGAGAAACUGUGCUGAUGUGCGAGACCCCGCGACGCGCUGCCCUCCUGAGAAAUAACUGCGAUCGGGAAAGAAAUGGCCUAGUUAGACGCUCCUCAUCAUCAUCACCAUCGGCACACCGACAGAGGACGGAGCAGAAGAAUCGCAUGGACGGGCCAUCAUCACCAUCAUCAUCCUCGUCAUCAUCAUAAUUCCGGUGCUUGCAUCGAGACCCUUUAGGUGUAAUUGGCUCACUGACUGCAGCUCUGGACCCAUCAGGAGCGUCGAGGAGAAAGACGGAUGAGACCACAGAGUCUACCUGAGAAUGCUACCUGACCCUCCGCCUCACCAUGUCACCCUAGGAGAACCGUUAAGCUGUCCCUUUUCACACACCCUCUUUUUGCCUUUGUUAUCCCCCAUAACCCACUGAGUUUGUGAUCCCUGUCUACAUCCUAGUGAUACGACUAAAAGAGCCUUUAUUUUGGACAUGUUGUUUUUUCCUUUCAAUGCUGCCAGCCACCAAGGCUAUGGUGGGAAGCAUCAUUAUACUUCUCAGCAGAUUGCUAAUCUCUGCCUGGUGUGGCUCUCAGGACUAGCGCUGCACCUGACCCUCUCCUCGUGUCAGCGGGUUGAUCUGAAACACCCCAUAGUGUCCACAGGCUAUGGAAAGGUCCGUGGUAUCAGGAAGGACCUGAGCAAUGAGAUCCUGGGCCCAGUGGAACAGUACUUAGGAGUGCCGUAUGCCACCGCACCCAUUGGCGAGCGUCGCUUCCAGCCUCCUGAAGCUCCAGGCUCCUGGCAAGAGAUCCGCAAUGCCACCCAAUUUGCGCCUGUGUGUCCCCAGAACGUGCACGGGGUUUUACCAGAGAUCAUGCUACCCGUGUGGUUCACGGACAACCUGGAUGCUGCAGCGAAUUAUGUUCAGAACCAGAGUGAGGACUGCCUUUACCUCAACAUAUACGUGCCCACUGAAGAUGGUCCACUCACAAAAAAACAGGAUGAGUCUACAAUGAACAGACCAAGGGAUGAAGAUAUUCGGGAUCGUCGCAAGAAGCCGGUCAUGCUGUUCAUCCACGGAGGCUCUUACAUGGAGGGCUCAGGGAACAUGUUUGACGGCAGCAUCCUUGCUGCCUAUGGAAACGUCAUCGUAGUCACCAUGAACUAUCGGCUCGGCGUCCUCGGGUUUCUGAGCACAGGGGACCAGUCUGCUAAGGGGAACUAUGGCUUGUUGGACCAGAUCCAAGCGCUGCGCUGGCUCAACGAAAACAUUGGCCACUUUGGAGGAGACCCAGAGAGAAUCACAAUCUUUGGCUCUGGAGCCGGUGCCGCCUGUGUGAACCUCCUCAUCCUCUCGCACCACUCCGAGGGCCUGUUCCAGAGGGCCAUCGCUCAAAGUGGCUCCGCCAUCUCCAGCUGGUCAGUCAACUACCGACCGCUGAUGUACACAAAGAUCCUGGCGAGGAAGGUUGGCUGCACUCUGGGGGACAUGGCCGACUUAGUGGACUGCUUGCGGAGGAAGAGUUUCCGGGAGCUGGUGGACCAAGACAUCCAGCCUGCACGCUAUCACAUCGCCUUCGGACCCGUGGUGGACGGAGACGUGGUGCCAGAUGACCCUGAGAUCCUCAUGCAGCAGGGCGAGUUUCUCAACUACGACAUAUUGCUGGGCGUCAACCAGGGAGAGGGCCUGAAGUUUGUGGAUGACAGCGAAGGAGAAGAUGGAAUCUCAGCAGCAUCAUUUGACUACACCAUCUCUAACUUUGUGGACAAUCUGUAUGGAUACCCUGAUGGUAAGGAUAUCCUGAGGGAAACCAUAAAAUUCAUGUACACUGACUGGGCUGACAGGGACAACAGUGACAUGCGGAGAAAGACCCUCCUGGCUCUGUUUACCGACCAUCAGUGGGUGGCCCCAGCUGUCGCCACUGCCAAGCUGCACGCCGAGUUCCAGUCGCCUGUCUACUUCUACACCUUCCACCACCACUGUCAGACCGAGGCCAGGCCAGAAUGGGCAGACGCAGCCCACGGAGAUGAGAUCCCAUAUGUGUUUGGGAUUCCCAUGGUGGGAGCCACUGACCUGUUUCCCUGUAACUUCUCGAAGAACGAUGUAAUGCUCAGUGCUGUAGUCAUGACUUACUGGACCAACUUCGCCAAGACAGGGGAUCCUAACCUACCAGUUCCUCAGGACACCACCUUCAUCCACACCAAGCCCAACCGCUUUGAGGAGGUCAUCUGGACCAAGUUCAGCUCCAAAGAUAAGCAGUACCUGCAUAUCGGCCUGAAGCCUCGUGUCAGAGACAACUACCGGGCCAACAAGGUGGCCUUCUGGCUGGAGCUGGUGCCACACCUCCACAGCCUCCAUGAGGAAAUCAUUAGCUCCUUUACAACUCCACCUGGAGGCCCCAAUCGCUGGAAGGGCCCUCAAAAUCCUGGUACCCGCUCCACACGACACCCUGUAAUCUCCACCUAUCCUCCUGAUCCUGAGCCUGAUGGUUCAGAGAGACCCCGCUCUCCUCCCUUCCCCAGUGCAACCAGGGACUACUCCACCGAGCUGAGUGUGACGGUAGCUGUGGGCGCCUCGCUUCUUUUCCUGAACGUACUGGCCUUCGCUGCGCUUUACUACAAACGGGACAAGCGCCACGAACUCAUGCAGAGACGCCACAGACGACUCUCCCCACAACGAGGCACGACCAUGGGCAUGGGUGUUGGAAUGGGAGUAGUAGGGUCCCCGCCGCACAAUGACCUGGCGCUAAGCCAGGAGGAGGAGCUGAUGUCACUGCAGAUGAAGCAGCAAAGAGUGGAGCUGGAGCACGGCACACCCCUCCCGUCCCGCGGUGUCCUCGGCGACCUGGAGCCCCUGCGGCCCCCAGUGUGCCCGCCUGACUACACGCUGGCCCUGCGGCGAGCACCGGAGGAUGUGCCACUGAUGACGGCCAACACCAUCACCAUGAUCCCGAGCACCAUCAGCAGCAUGCAGCCUCUCCACCCUUUCAACACCUAUCCCCCUGUCCCAGCCCCCUCCACUACACCCGUCCCCAGCCACAGCAACAAUGCCCUGCCACACCAACACUCCACCACCCGUGUAUAGGACCAGGCACAACCUCUGCUACCCCACUCUGGGCUUACAGAGACACACCACACAAACUGUUCCAUACACACUUCACUCUCGCCGCCCUCUCUUUCUCUACUAUAUCUCUGUCUUUUUCGCAUCGAGCCCUCAGAUAAAGCUGCAGUUUGUAAGAUGUGAAGCAGUGAAAUACCUCUAAAAUGUUAUCAUGAAUCAAGGAGCUGAUUUUUAAAAACACUUUGCCAAAAGCCUGUCAUCAUAGGUACAUACUGUUUUGCCCUGUUAACACCCUUUCAGUAUCUGGUGCUUAAUGUUAGCCACCAAAACAACAGCUUUAAGCUUGUAGCUCUCUCUAUCACAAGCUCAUCACAAUCAGUCAGGCAUCGUGCGUGCAGCUUGGUUGUUUUUCGCGCAUGUGUAGCCGCGUCAGUGUAAAACUAAGUUUAACAUAGAAUACAAAUAGUCAUUUUCAUUCGUUUAGUGCAGAGAUAUUACAGUAGCGAGCAGCUUUGUGUGAGGCGACAUAUGCUCCGACAAGCUGUCUGUCAUAAAGCGGUGAUUUCUAGAAACUUACAAAUUGCAGCUUUAAAGGCCCAAUCUGGAAGUGAGGUUUGGCACCCUGUGUCGAACGCAAUGUCCCGACAGCUGUCUCUGUGAUCUGAUUUCGGGGAGAAUUUACUUAGUGUGAAAUGUAUGGACAGGCCAGGGUGUGAGAGGAUGAACGCUAUAUGCAAAGAACGAGUUUCUCAUUUUAAUUUGAAAACUUAAUUUCCUCUAUUUACAAGCGUGUGUUGCUGUUCUCAGUUAUGAUGCGAGCUAAAGGCCAAAAUCCAAAAGUUCUGCUUUUUAAAAAUCUGCACACACAGAGCUGAUGCUUUCAGAACAUUUCCAGAUUGGGGCUUCAACUGACGGGCGGUACAGGAAAUAACUGAAUCAUACUCGGUCUGCGGGACGCAACCUGGAAUCCAGGCUGCCCAUUAGAACUCGCUGCAUCUCCGCCACACAGGCUCUAAUCAUGGCCAUUACUUUAUUUGUUUCUCUCUCAUUAUCUCUCUGUCUGUAUCCCCCAUCUCAGCUCAUUUAACUGCUUCUCUCUCCAUCUCUCCGUCUGCAUCCUCCCUUAGUAGCUCUUUUUAUUAAACCAUCGCCAUAAUCCACUUUCAUCUCCACCUCUCCCCUCUUUCUCACAAUCACUUCUAGACUCUUUUUUCCUUUUGGAGUCUUUUAUACAAAAACACAAAUGUAAAUGAUGUAUUAUUAAUAAAUUGUAAGGAUAUGAAUGAAAAAAAAAGAUAUUCUGAUAUCUCGUUUUUACCAGCAUUCUUGGUGCCAAGUACUGUGAUAAAGUUCCUCUUUCACUGGCGUCCAGUGGACCGCCUGGAGAGGUCCGUUCUGACUGUAUCUUACAAAAGGAAUUACCAUCAUAAAAAGUGCCAACCCCCCCCUCAUCUUUCUUUUGGAUCCACACAGGUUUUAUUUUAUUUUAAUUACACUCAAUGUUGCACUGUGGCUGGUCUCUUCUUUAAAGGGAAAUCAGAUCAAAUCAAUAUAUCCUCAUUUAAAAAAGAAGAAUAUAAAGUUUUAUUAACUACUUUGCUGUCUGGGAUAUAUUUGCAUGAUGUUUUUUUUUCCUAAAGAGU
This is a messenger RNA of Paralichthys olivaceus (Japanese flounder), 5172 nucleotides long. It is a transcript of the gene nlgn2b, whose product is annotated as neuroligin 2b. Gene Ontology annotation, cellular component: cell surface; postsynaptic specialization membrane; plasma membrane. NCBI's taxonomy places the organism in Eukaryota, Metazoa, Chordata, Actinopteri, Pleuronectiformes, Paralichthyidae. Gene Ontology annotation, molecular function: signaling receptor activity; neurexin family protein binding. Gene Ontology annotation, biological process: presynaptic membrane assembly; postsynaptic membrane assembly; neuron cell-cell adhesion. The record is from RefSeq and is a predicted model, not a curated record.